UUAAUGGCUAUUGAAACCAUGAGAGGAGGAGGAGGAGGCACUGAGUCACAGUGUGAGGGAGUUGCAGGGGUUGACCGGGGAUUUCACUCAUUAUGGUGACGCGCUGGGGACCCGCUGCAGCUCCUCCGCUCGGUUUGGACUUGUGGCAGCGAUAUGAAUCCCUUUUUACACUUCUUUAGUCGCAUGCUGACAAGAACCUGAAUCGAAAUAUGUCCGCUCAAGGAUUGUUAAGCACUGUUUUCUCCUGCUCGCUGAGCCCCAAAACUAUUUCCAAGCGGAAACUGAGGCAGACCAGGAGCUUGGACACGGCGCUGAUGGGACAUUACGGCACCGAAGCUGAGGAGACAUUAUCUGAGGGUGACUUCACCUGGAACAGCAUGUCAGGACGUAGCGUUGGCCUGAAGCCCGUCCCCCUGCAAAGCCUAUCAGAAUUGGAAAGAGUUCGUCUCCAGGACGUGGCCUUUAGGCGACUGCUUCGAGAUCAUGACCUGGACUGCCAAAUCACCAUCCCUAAAUAUGGGCAUAAGCACAAGAAGUCACUCAGACGGAAGUUGGAUUCAUUAUCUAAAGAGAAGAGUAAAGACAAAGAGAAUACACCCCAGGCAUUUGGCAUACCGCUGUCGCAAGUCAUAUCCAAUGACCGCACUCACAAGCAGCGACACGACCCCCCACGGGAGGGGCACAGUGACCCCACUGAAUUGAUGCUAUCCUUCCUCCACCUCACUUCUAGCUUCAGAAGAGUCAACAAGGAACUCUCCAGCAGCAACUCCUCCCUUAGCUCCACCCCUGAGACCCCUAAUGAAUCACCUCUUCCCAGCACACCAGACACGGCCCGACGGGCACGCAGAAGGGGUGGAGUAUCUGUGGAUUGCAUCACUGACCUUGAUGACAACCAGUCUCGGCUCUUGGAGGCCCUCCAGCUGUCUCUGCCAGUAGAGGCAGCUGGCAACAGGAAGAAGCGCCAUGACAAAAAGCUUAGCCUUAACCCCAUUUACAGACAGGUGCCCAAGGUAGUGGAUCUUUGCUGCCAGCACCUGGAAAGGCAUGGCCUACAGACUGUUGGAAUUUUCCGUGUUGGGAGUUCCAAGAAGAGAGUACGACAGCUUCGCGAGGAGUUUGACCAGGGAUGGGAAGUACAUUUGGACGAGGAGUACAGUGUCCAUGAUGUAGCUGCUUUGCUGAAACAGUUCCUCAGAGACAUGCCUGACCCGUUACUGACAAGAGAACUCUACACGGCUUUCAUCAACACAAUGUUGCUGGAUUCUUCAGACCAAGAGAGCGCCCUUCAGCUCCUGAUAUUUUUGCUUCCUCCCUGUAACAGCGACACGCUGCAGCGCCUUCUCUCCUUGUUGUCCACAGUGGCUGCACAUGCUGAAGACAUCGUGGACAAUGCGGGACAGGAGAUCACAGGAAACAAGAUGACAUCCCUCAAUUUAGCUACCAUCUUUGGACCAAACCUCUUACGAAAGCAAAAAAACACAGACAAAGAGUUUGCGGUCCAGAGUUUUGCCCGUGCAGAGGAGAGCACAACCAUCAUCAGCGUGGUCCAAAAGAUGAUCAAUACAUACGAUGCAUUAUUUAUGGUUCCUGCUGACCUGCAGAAUGAGGUGCUGAUGAGUUUAGUAGAAACUGAUCCUGAUAUUGUGGAUUACUUACUGCGGAGGAAGACUUCUCAGCACUCAGAACCAGACCUUCGUAGAGCAGAAGAGUCCUUUCCUCUGACUGAGAGAUGCUUUUCAAGUGACUCCAUCAAAGCAUCUAGUGGAGACGUGUCUCCUUACGACAACAACUCCCCUGUCUUGUCAGAUCGGCUGCUUUGCAAAUACCCAGAGUGCAACAGUCCACUCUUUGACAGGAUCCCCAGACUCUCCCCAGACUCUAUGCAGCACAAACUCAGUUGUAAACAUGGCUCUGGCAGCAGCUCACCUAUACUUUCCACAGACAAAGAGGCCUCAGUUGAUCAUUUCUGGGACACCUGGCAUGAACUGCUCAGCAAGGAUUUCACUGACCAUCAUAUCACUGGCUCCCUUGGAGACAUGUCGGAAUGUGAGUCGUAUGGAUCAUCAGAGGGGCUGAGCAGUCACCAAGGUAACAACAAGCAGCCUUUCAGACCAACACAAACCUCAUUGGGCAUGCAGGAUAUCAGGCCACACCUCCCAGUGACUCGUAGCAGCAGUGGUCCUGAUGACCAGAGAGAACAGACAGAAUCACAAUCAUCAUUACAACAGAGACUGAGCGUCCAAUCAGGAGCCCUCAGCUCGGACAAUUUAGCAGGAAUGACAGGACACGCUGCAUGUCCGUUACUUAAGGUCAGGAUGCAUAGUCUGUCUCCCCUGAACUACGCUGGACGGCUGAGGGAGACUCAUAUUUCUCAUUCCACACCUUCCCUCUUCAUGUAUCAGCCUGACUCCCAAACUGUUCAGCAGUCCCAGGAAAGCUCAGCCUCCCAGACUGUAGAGACUGCAGAAGCCUCAGGGCCUGGACAAGCAAAGGGCCCUGGUACACCCGACAGGCAGACAGAGAGGUGGCAUAUGUGGCGGAUUUUGUCAAAAGAAAAUGCAGAGGCCCUGCCUGAAACUCUGGUGUGAUGUACCCUUUGACUUUGAACUAUUCUGAUAACUUUAAGAAAAAAAAAGGUCCUGCUUCACAUCAUCAGUUGUAUUUGAAGUACUAGUUUUGUUUGUCAUUGUGAACCACAAACUGUUUUGCGAAUGUAUAGAUAUAUAUAGCUAUAUAUAUAUAAAAUAAUUGUAAUUGUAAUUGUAAUUUGUACAUAUUUUUGUAUUUUAAAUGGUUGGGACCCCACAACCAUGAAAAACUUUUAUAUUUAGACUUGAAUGUCAUAAUUCCACUUGAAUGAUAUUAAUUAAUUUUGAAAUCAUGAAUGUGUUUUAAUGCUGAAUGUAAAAACAUACUGCUUAUGUAUAAUACCUAACAUGUAAUGUGCUGAAGGUGCUUUAAUAUUGGGUUCUGUUACAGGCUCAGAUUACGAUUGACUUUUGAAAAUGGUUCAGACCAUGUCCAUAUUAUUACUUGUGUUUAUUCAUAGAAAACAAAACUGGAGGAUAUGUGGUAGAACACUAUUCCACUGGUAUUGCACUAUAAUAAGUAUGGCUAGAUUUUAAUGAAUUGUCUGUCACUCUUCAGUUAUACACACUCCUGUUUUUGGGGGGUUUUUUUUGUUUGAAAUGCAGGAAUAAUUGUUAAUCAGUAUUAUUCACUGGGAUAUAUUACUUGUAAAUUUGCAGUUCUUUGUAAUUUAAUGAAACGCAAUUACCCGUGCUUUUUUGAGUUGUCACUUAAUAAACUGGUGUUAGUUUGAUGGAGAGAAAUGAUAAAACAAA
Messenger RNA from Scatophagus argus, 3344 nucleotides. RefSeq names its product rho GTPase-activating protein 6-like. Gene Ontology annotation, biological process: signal transduction. Lineage: Eukaryota; Metazoa; Chordata; Actinopteri; Scatophagidae. Bases 210 to 2588 code for a protein of 792 amino acids. The record is from RefSeq and is a predicted model, not a curated record. The transcript has 13 exons.